Messenger RNA from Puntigrus tetrazona (Sumatra barb), 1904 nucleotides. It is a transcript of the gene ccdc15, whose product is annotated as coiled-coil domain containing 15. Lineage: Eukaryota; Metazoa; Chordata; Actinopteri; Cypriniformes; Cyprinidae. Bases 248 to 1690 code for a protein of 480 amino acids. The transcript is spliced from 10 exons. The record is from RefSeq and is a predicted model, not a curated record. Gene Ontology annotation, cellular component: centrosome.
AAUGUUGUGCGACUCUGUUAGCGUCUUGACAACGGAUCUUUAAUCCUGACGGUUACAGCUAUGAAAAUAUUUACGCUAUUUGUAUGAGGACAGUAACGGCGUUAUGAUCCGAUGUACUGUUUUGUUUUUGCUCGAAUAAUCGGUGCCUUGCUAGGUAUUAAGGUCUGAAUAUCAGUGACUCACAAAAUGCCAUAAAGGGUAGUUAUACGUUAAGUUAGCCAUCCAUAACUGAAAGGUUUGACGCGAAAUGAAUCGAGCAAAAACUACCAAAGAAAGGGUUUGCUCUUCGAUAACACAAAAGAAGGUCUUAAAAGAAAACAAAAGGAUCAUCUUUGGAAGCAGGAGAAAGGCCAGAGAUGUAAGAGUGUUGGCAGAGAGGAACCCGGCUGUGGCUCCUGUGGGUGUUUGGGUGGAGAGCGGCGAUGAGAGUCAGGAGCAUCCCGCGGUCCGUGCUCUGCUCACAGAAGAGCUUCUGGAGGAGACCAGACGAGAGAAAGAGGAGAGUCUGCGCCGAUUUCGGGAUGCAGUUCGUGAACGUGUGUCGCAGCAGGCUCGUCUGGCCAAACAACGGCAGCUGCUGAAAUCAUACCAGACCGUUGAAUGCGACAGCAAAGUACUGCAACAAACCAGCAGAGCGGCCUAUCGUCUUACACCCCAAACCAAUUUAUUCCCUUCCUGGACACACGGGGAGCGAGCAGUCUGCAGUCCCGGCUCUCGCUGUGUCAGCGCUCUGGAGACGCAGGCUGUUUCUUCACAUCACCAUACGCAUAAUGUCAGUAAAGUCAGGAAGCAGGUGAGACACAGACUGGCUGCUCGUCAGACAGCGCAAGAGGGAGAUGAACUACCUGGAGGGAGAUGGAAAAGAUCCACAGCCAGAGAAAAAGCCGAAUCACACGCUUGGAAAGAUCAGAAGGAUUAUACUGAAAGUGCAAAUGAUGGAGGAGAGGAAAACGAGCAGGAAGUUGAAGCGGAAGACGAGAUGCUGUUGGGGCAGCAUGAUCAACCUCUUCAUCUGCAUCGCCGCAGAAGCAAGACUGUAACUUUUCAGGAUGAUAUGGUGUGUGAGCCAGAUCCCACAACCGACUACAGAGCUUCCCAAGUUCUCUGGCCUCAUGAGAAUCAGGAAGAGCUGAAGAGGCAGAGACAGUCUCAGUUCCUCAUGUAUCGACGCCACUUCAUGGACAUUGAGAGAGAGCAGGCGAAGGAACACCAAAGGCACAGGAAACAUCUGAAGAGAACUGCAAGGAUCAAGAAUGAAAAAGAACAACUUAGGAAAUCUGAGGAAAAGAAGAUGGAGAGGCAGCGACAGCAAGAGGAAGAAAGAAAAGACAUGGCUGAGAGGGAGUAUUUGAUUUUGGAGCGAUUGAGGCUUGAUGAGGAGGAGGAGGAGGCAGCGGAGAAGGUAGAGAGACGAGAGAAAACAAAGAGGAACAAAGAAAGCAAACGGUACAUUGAGGCCAUGCAGGCUCAAAUGAAAGAGAAGCUGGAGAAGGAUAAAGUAGAGCUGCCUCCUCUGUGCUGCUGUGGAGACACUUUCUGGGACAGUCAUCCAGAAACCUGCGCCAACAACUGCAUCUUCUACAACAAUCCGAAAGCGUAUGCUCAGGCUCUGCAGUCUGUUUUGCUAAGCUGUGAUCUGAAGGAAGGAGGCUUUGGACAGCAUUCAUCUACCAGAAGACAUCCUCUAUAGAUGUCCAUUUUCAAAGGAAGUGAUUGUAUCUUUAUAGUAAUUGUUGAACAUGUUUUAAGACUGGACAGCCUGAAGGGUUACGUUGCAUUAAUGCAAUGAUUUCAUGGUUCGAUAUUUUUUUUACUGUUCUCCUAGGUGGUUUAAAACACCUGACAUACCUCUUGUAAUUACAGCAUUUUUAUUGUCUUUAAUAAACCUUUUUGAAUUGAGAAAA